Messenger RNA from Ostrea edulis (European flat oyster), 4751 nucleotides. RefSeq names its product prospero homeobox protein 1-like. The record is from RefSeq and is a predicted model, not a curated record. Gene Ontology annotation, biological process: regulation of transcription by RNA polymerase II. The transcript has 5 exons. The coding region runs from base 1133 to 3559 and encodes 808 amino acids. Lineage: Eukaryota; Metazoa; Mollusca; Bivalvia; Ostreida; Ostreidae. Gene Ontology annotation, cellular component: nucleus. Gene Ontology annotation, molecular function: DNA-binding transcription factor activity, RNA polymerase II-specific; RNA polymerase II cis-regulatory region sequence-specific DNA binding.
AAAGUGGUUGAUUAAACUUAGCAUAGCAUAUCGUUAUUGGUAUUAUUUUAAAUUAUUAAUUAAAUCGUGAUUGAUAAUCAACCAUUUUGUUAAUAGUGCAAAGAAAAAAUGAGAAUAGAAAUAAAUAAAUGUAUUUAAUAAGAUCUAUGCAUUUAAUCUAAAGAAUUUGGACAGUUGAGAAAAGUAAAAUGUUCCAAAAUUGAUAGAAAUUGAAUUACAAAAGACAGUAAUAAUUAAGAGGUUAUAUUGUCAAUUUAAACAUAAACUCAAAUAUUAAUUAUGUUAUUCUACCAUGUUUGAAAUACCAUUAGGUUUAGACUGUGCCAAAGAAGAAUUCACAAAACUGUAAUGGUGGAAAGUGCCUGCAGCUGGAAUUCUUAUAAAUAUCAUAAUAAAAAAUGUAGAAAAAAGCGAUAAAUUAAGUUUGAAAUUUUCCACUAUGUCCAAGUGUGAAAAUAGCAUGGGACGCUCUCUCCGUCUGUUCGUCAUCUCUUCUGUCAACAAUUUAACUUCUAUUUAAACAACAUAUUAAAUAUUUAGACAAAAAUCGAUGAUGAAGAAGAGAAAUAUUUAAAUUAAGAGAAUAAAAACCACAUAUCCGAGAUCGAUACAUAUGGUUAAAACAGUAUGUUUACGCUAUUCAGCACAAUAAAGUCUUCAGUUUAUACUAUAUUGAUUCCAAGGCCUACACUUUAGCUCCAAGAGCUGGCAUAAUUUGGGGGCGGGGCUUGGUUUGGCUCAUUAGCAUAGAACCAAUAAGGAGAUUGUCAAGACACUCCACUUGAUGGCUUUUCAUGAGUAUUUAAUGAAUGGGAUUUACAUCGACUUGCGAAAGUCGCGUGCUGUGGGAUGUGGCUUUCCGUGCGUUCAAUCAAGAUUUCUCUCAAGGACCUUAUUUAAUAUAUUAAUAGUGAUCUAUGAGAUACCUCAGAACAAGAAACUUUCUCUUGUGUGAUUGACGCUAAAGCGUGAAGACGAUUUCACUCCAAUUUCAUAGGAUACUAGCAACUUACUUGCGCCUUGAAAACAAAGUUAUUUUUGUGAAAAGUCAACAUUGUUUUCCUCCCGAAGAUAUAAUUAAAAGAAGAAAAGUUAAUAGACAAUCGAUGAGAGAAGAACUUGCUGCUGAGGGAUGACAUCUCUAAUUGAAAACUGUACCUCGCGCGAGUUCCCCUCGGCGGUAGAGAAACUUAAUUUCCAAAGUAAAAUCCUGAGCAUACACACCAACAACCAUCUGAACUAUAAAGUUCAUGAUACUCGCGAUAACUUACAGGUCGAGAAAGAAAACGAUGUCGAUAGUGGCUGUAAUGAAAGCAUAACCUCCCCCACAAAAUCAGACGACGCCUCAGAAGGGAAGCAAGACGGAAAGAACGACCAGUCGGAAGAUUCCAAACUUCUGAGAGACAUUCUGCAAAACAAAGAAAUGUCCAUAGAGAACAACAACACGGAAGAGGCCAGACUGCCUGAAAGUACAGAAAGAAAAAACUCCGAGGGACACAUGAUGAAGAACAUUAUCUCAUCCUUCAGUCAACAGGACGACGACAGAAAUUCCUUAAAUUCAGAUUCCGGGGAUGAGAGCGAUUAUGGGAGCUCGGGAGAACCAAUGGUAAAUGGUGACGAUUUAGAGGGAAAUGACAUGAGAUACGAUGUUGACAGUGCCAGUGAUAACGGACUAUUUGGGCAAGAGGAUAGUAAGGAAGCCAAGCGCGCUCGUGUUGAAAAUAUUUUAUCCAACAUGCGCCCAGCUUCUCGCGGGUCAGCCGAUCAGAAUGGAAUCCCACUCCAGGAAGUUCGUCGUCAAAAACGAAAACAGAAUCAGCCAACACAGCAUGAACCGAAUUGGGCUGAUCCUUCUAGUCCGAAAUAUCGCCGCAUAGAAGAAAGAAUGGCUCUUCAGGAACAACUCGUCAAACUGCAGCAACAACUACAUCUUGUUCAGAAACGCUACGUGGAACUCUAUGAUGAAGACCAAGAUGGAGAAAACCACACGCGGUUCAGUGGUAGAGACUACUUUGUAGAGAGAAAUUUCCUUGACCGGGGUAUUCUUGAUGUUCCCAAGCUUAAGGAUGUCAAAUUCUUGCAACAUACGGACAAAGCAAUGCAAAAUCAACCAAAUAUUUUUGACACUUUGCCCGACUCAAAAGUUCCUCAAGACAAUGACAAAAAGAGUGAUAAACAGAACAUUCCCUUGCAAAAACUUGACUUAGAAAAUCUAUCGAACUCACUGAAAAGUGGUCUGUCUAAUAUUCUCAAUCAAACUGUAGAUGACAUUGUUCAUAAAUUUAUCGAGGAAAGAUCUGCCAAGUUAAUGGAGAGGGAGCGCGAAAAGAAGAGAAAAGAGGAAGAAGCAAUGAAAGAAGCAAAACAAAAAGAAGAAACGCGACAAAGACACCCAGAACCUCAUCUGAAUUCAGGGCUACCUCCAUUCAGAGAUCCCUUUCACGAUCUCCGACAUGAUCAUAUUGGGAAUAUGGCAAGAAUAUUAGAAAAGGCCAGCGCCUUCGACGCACCUCGGGGUAUACAACAUGAUUUACACAGAGCACCCCACCACCCUCUACCAUUUCCUUUGCCGUUUUCUUACUUUCCGUCACAAAUGAUGCAUCCGCCAUCUUUGUAUAGUUGUGCACCACCCACAAUCACAGAACCCGAACAAACAGAGGCAUUGCCCCUGGUAGUGAAUGGUAGCACCCCCAAAAAGAAACGUACCAAAGUAACAGACACCAGACUUUCCCCUCGUGCAGCUCGUGCCUUACUUGGCCAAGACCCAAUUCACCUCAACUCAGCUGGCGACGUGGAUCGUCAUCCACCAACCUCGUUCUCAACUCUUAUUCCGCCGGUUCUUCCGACCAGUGUAGCUAUUCCAAAUCCCAGUCUGCAAGAAUCAAACCUGAUGAGGUUCUACAGAGAUAACGCACCUUUCAGUGACUUGUCAUCCAGGAACCACUCCCCAAUGCAUGGAGAUAACUACUCACCAAGCGCGAUCCCCUCCCCAGCAGACAGCAUCAACACUAUGAUGAAGUUCGAGUCCAUAGAAAGUGGCUCAGAUAGCUAUGACAACCCAAAUAUGCACAUGACCAGUACACUGACUCCUAUGCACCUGAGGAAGGCGAAGCUGAUGUUCUUUUAUGUGCGAUAUCCCAGCUCCGCCAUUUUGAAGGUUUACUUCCCGGAUGUCAAGUUCAACAAGAACAACACUGCGCAGCUCGUCAAAUGGUUUAGCAACUUCCGAGAAUUCUUCUACAUCCAGAUGGAGAAAUAUGCCCGCCAAUCCAUUGCGGAAGGCUGUAAGUCUGUUGAUGACUUAGUGGUAACAACGGAAUCCGAGUUGUACCGAGUACUGAACCUCCACUACAACAGAAACAACCAGAUCGAGGUACCUGAUAACUUCAGACUCGUCGUGCAAGCCACACUGAGAGAGUUUUAUAAGUCUGUUGUUGCUUGUAAGGAUUCAGAACCCUCUUGGAAAAAGUCCAUCUACAAAAUCAUCGCACGCAUGGAUGACAGUCUUCCGGAAUAUUUCAAAUCGCCAAACUGGAUGGACCAGCUCGGCGACAUGUAAACAAAAAUACACAACAAUUAAAAAACAUAGUAAACGGAUUUGUGGAUCCUAAUUAACAACGUUGUUGUUGUUUGUGCAAUAUUUCCAUUAUUUUCAUUAAGGGUUUCAUACAAAUCGGGUUUUUUUUUGUUUGGUCUGACUCCAGUGCUAUUAUUUAUUAUUGUUUCAUUUAGCUGUCAGAUCAGAAACUUGACAGUUCUAAUAACAUCGUGGUAUAUAUAUUUUUUUGACAUUCCAUUUGCAUAAUCUAUAAGAAAUCCGGCGGUUCUUUUUCCUCUGCAGUCAACAAAAGCGCCAUUCCUGUAAUUCAUGUUUGGCGUGCUGUAUGUUUUGUUUUUCAAAUUAGAAUUUAAAAAAUGCUCAAGUAGUUUGUCUAGUCAAGGACACAAACAUCCAGUUGUGUAUAUAUACAACCUGUGCUAGUAUUGAUUUUUACGUAUUAACUGUACUGUGUUGUGCAAUGUUCUCCAAACCAAAUGUUUGUUUUUUUUAAUUUUUAUAUGUUUACAUUACUAUAUAUAGUAAAUUACGAUGUGAACGGACGUGAUUUGUACACGUGUAGAACUGAUCAUGUGAUUAUUGUCACUAUUAUUGAGGUCAUUGAAAAGUGUUCGAAUUUUGACUUAUUCUCGAUUUACUUUUUCUUUGCUUCAUUAUACAGAUUGCAAUGAUUUCACAGAGUAUGUAUUUGCACUUUAUUUACAUAUUUAUUUUAGUGAUUUCUCCUCAAUAUUUUACAACACCUAGUCAAUAAUGAACAAGAUGAGAUUAUUGUCAAUUUCUGUUUUUACUAGUUUUGCAAUCACGUGUUAUUCGAAGUCAACGCGCGAUUUGCAGCUUCAAUCAACGUUGUUGAAUUUUUAGAAUAAAAAUCAACCAUUAACCGUUUUUCACCAAAUUCUACCUUUUAGACUUUAGUUUUCCAUUUAUCGCAUGAACAAUUUGAUUGAUAAGGAAAUUGACCAUGAAUAUAGACUAUACAUGUACAUAUAAUGAUGUUAAUGUGUACUUGUAUAUAAAACAUACAUGUACAUUUGAUGAUGUUAUUUAAACCAUUUUCUGCAAGGUUGUCCUCAUUGAUUUGAAUUAAUGUACUGUUUGGCGGGAAAUGACGAUUCAGUGCGUUGAUAAAACUUGAAAGUAUUCAUGUAUACAAUGUAGAUUAGAUUCAAUAAAUUGUUAUGACCAAUGA